Messenger RNA from Chiloscyllium plagiosum (whitespotted bambooshark), 1103 nucleotides. RefSeq names its product insulin-like growth factor-binding protein 7. Gene Ontology annotation, molecular function: insulin-like growth factor binding. Gene Ontology annotation, biological process: regulation of signal transduction; regulation of cell growth. Gene Ontology annotation, cellular component: extracellular region. The record is from RefSeq and is a predicted model, not a curated record. NCBI's taxonomy places the organism in Eukaryota, Metazoa, Chordata, Chondrichthyes, Orectolobiformes, Hemiscylliidae.
GAGUUCUUUGCGAAGAUGUCUGUUAGGAUGAGCUUGCAGUUACUGGCUGGGCUGCUCCUGGCGGUGGGGCUGGGGGUGGAGGGGAAGACGGUCAGGACUGAGUGCCCUCCCUGUGUCCUGUCCAAGUGCCCGGCUCUGCUCCCCGGAGACUGUCCAUUCGGGGAGCUGAGUGAUUCGUGCGGUUGCUGCACCGUGUGUGCGGCCGGCCAGGGAGCGCCUUGUGGGGGCCGCGAGUCCAGGUACGGCCGCUGUGCCCCGGGCUUUGAGUGCGUCCGCUCGGGGAACAAGCGCAGGGGCCGGGGGCGCUGCCGCUGUAAGGCUCCCGAGCAGGUCUGCGGCAGCGACGGGGUCACCUACAGCGAUGGCUGUGUACUGAGAGCUGCAGCGAAACGGGCGGAGAGGGACGGAGGGCAACCCAUCACCAGGAUUGGGAAAGGAGCCUGUGAGAAAGCUCCGGUCAUUGUGACACAGCCCAAGGAGAUCUGGAAUGUCAGUGGGUCGCAAGUUUACCUUUCGUGUGAAGUUAUUGGAGUACCUACACCUGUACUCACCUGGAACAAGGUAAUGAAAACAGCAACUGGUGUGGAAAAGAUGGAGCUGCUGCCUGGUGACCGUGACAACCUUGCUAUCCAGACUCGUGGUGGGCCAGAGAAGCAUGAGGUGACAGGAUGGGUGUUGAUCUCUCCUCUCACUGAAGAUGAUGCUGGAGAAUAUGAGUGCCAUGCAGCAAAUACCAGAGGAGAAGCUGCGGCUGCUGGAAGCAUACAUGUGGUUGAGGAACUAAAGAUGAAAAAGAAAGCAUGAAAACAAAAAUCAGUAAAAGGAACCAAAAGCCAAACACUGGCUCUGCAUGGAGUUCAUCUACUAACAGGGAAUUCUAGGGAUAAGUGCCACUCUGUAUAUUGCUUUUUGUCCCCAAUGCAUAGUAAAUUGACUUUCCAAGGGAUCAUUUCUUAAGCAUUUGGUUACUUAUGGUUAAUUAUGCUUGUUGAUGUACCUUUCAUUUCACUGUACUUGUAAUGGGAUUUUUUUUAUAUUGGGGAAAGGAAUACAAACAUUCUGUAUUAUCAGGCGAUAAAUUGUAUAUAAAAGUUAAAACAAAA